Molecule: messenger RNA, 8829 nt
Organism: Notothenia coriiceps (black rockcod)
Lineage: Eukaryota; Metazoa; Chordata; Actinopteri; Perciformes; Nototheniidae
Gene: kif1b
Product: kinesin family member 1B
Exons: 46
Biological process (GO): microtubule-based movement
Molecular function (GO): microtubule motor activity; microtubule binding; ATP binding
Source: RefSeq, a predicted model, not a curated record
AUUCUUCUUUUCGCCUCUGUUCAGAUCAGACGUCCGCCUUUCAAUCUCUACUGGAAAAUAAACUCGUCAAGGGGUCGCCGGCAGCAGUCCAUCCGGCGGAGGAUACCGCUAUAAUGGGUGAUUUCCACCUGAGUGGACUUUACAACAGUUUUCGCGCUUGCGGAUUUUGAUAGAAAACAACACAGCUUGAAACGCCCGCUAGCUAGCGUUAGUUCUCGCCGCUGUCCUGUGGUGUUAUCUUGGUGAAGUCUUCAAACGAGAGAUACCAAAGGAAUCUUACUUGUGGUCGUUUCUAAACCACAAAGAUGUCGGGGGCAUCUGUAAAAGUUGCGGUUCGAGUUCGGCCCUUCAACUCCAGGGAGACGGGCAAGGACUCCAAAUGCAUCAUUCACAUGCAAGGCAACACUACAACUAUUCUCAACCCCAAACAACCAAAGGAACCAGCAAAGACCUUCAGUUUUGAUUACUCAUACUGGUCGCACACUACGCCGGAAGACCCCAGCUUUGCAUCACAGAACCGUGUGUUCAAUGAUAUUGGCAAAGAAAUGCUGGCCCACGCGUUUGAGGGCUACAACGUCUGCAUCUUCGCUUAUGGCCAGACAGGAUCGGGCAAAUCCUACACCAUGAUGGGCCGGCAGGACGAGGGGCAGGAAGGAAUCAUUCCCAUGCUUUGUGAAGAUCUAUUCUUUAAAAUCAAUGAUGAGGACAACAAAGAGGAGCUCGCCUACUCAGUAGAGGUCAGUUACAUGGAGAUCUACUGUGAGCGGGUGCGAGAUUUGCUUAACCCCAAGAACAAGGCGAAUUUACGAGUACGAGAGCACCCUUUACUGGGUCCCUACGUGGAGGACCUGUCCAAGCUAGCUGUCACCUCCUACACAGACAUCGCUGACCUCAUGGAUGCAGGCAACAAGGCCAGAACCGUGGCUGCCACCAACAUGAAUGAGACCAGCAGCCGGUCACACGCUGUUUUCACCAUCGUCUUCACACAGAAGAAACAUGACAGUGAAUCAGAUCUCUCCACAGAGAAGGUCAGUAAAAUCAGUCUGGUAGACUUGGCAGGAAGUGAACGAGCAGAUUCCACUGGAGCUACAGGUACCAGGCUAAAGGAGGGAGCCAACAUCAACAAAUCCCUCACCACGUUAGGAAAGGUUAUCUCCGCCCUGGCUGAAGUGAGCAAGAAGAAGAAGAAGACUGACUUCAUCCCGUACAGAGACUCUGUUUUGACAUGGCUUCUGAGGGAGAACCUAGGUGGAAACUCAAGAACGGCCAUGGUAGCUGCCCUCAGUCCUGCAGAUAUCAACUACGAUGAAACUCUCAGCACGCUCCGCUAUGCCGACCGAGCUAAGAACAUCAAAUGUAAUGCUGUCAUCAAUGAGGAUCCCAACAACAGGCUGGUGCGCGACCUCAAGGACGAAGUAUCUCGACUGAAGGAGCUGCUCCGUGCUCAGGGCCUAGGGGACAUCCUAGACACCCCUAUUGGUUCCCUGACAGCCUCACCAUCCUCUGGCUUGCUGUGCAACCAGGGGGGCCUUCAGUCUGCCACCAGCAUCCAGGAGCGCAUCAUGUCCACCCCUGGAGGAGAGGAGGCCAUCGAGAGACUCAAGGAAUCAGAAAAGAUUAUUGCCGAGCUCAAUGAAACCUGGGAAGAGAAACUGCGAAAGACUGAGGCAAUCCGCAUGGAGAGGGAGGCAUUGCUUGCAGAGAUGGGUGUGGCAAUCCGUGAAGAUGGAGGCACUUUGGGGGUCUUCUCUCCUAAAAAGACUCCACACCUGGUUAACCUGAAUGAGGAUCCUCUCAUGUCAGAGUGCCUGCUCUACUACAUCAAAGACGGAAUUACAAGGGUGGGUCAGGCUGAUGCUGAAAGACGUCAGGACAUUGUUUUAAGUGGUGCUCAUAUCAGGGAAGAGCACUGCGUCUUCCGCAGCGAGAGGAAUCUCAAUGGAAAUGUUGUCGUCAUGCUGGUGCCAUGCGAGGGAUCUGAAACGUACGUCAACGGCAAGCGUGUUGAGGAUUCAAUCCAGCUACGUUCAGGUAACCGUAUCAUUAUGGGAAAGAACCAUGUGUUCCGGUUUAACCAUCCUGAGCAGGCACGAGCUGAAAGGGAAAAGACGCCAACGGCAGAAACCCCUGUGGAGCCGGUGGAUUGGACCUUUGCUCAGAGAGAGCUGCUGGAGAAGCAGGGCAUCGACAUGAAGCAGGAGAUGGAGAAAAGGCUCACUGAGAUGGAAAUCUUGUACAAAAAGGAAAAGGAAGAAGCAGACCAGCUUCUGGAGCAGCAGCGACUGGUGUACGAGAGCAAAUUGCAGGAGCUUCAGAAACAGGUGGAGACUAUUUCUGUGGUUACAGAGACACCUGAUGAAGAAGAGUUGGAGGAGGAUGAGGAGGAGGAGGAGGAAGUGCCGUGGACUCAGCACGAGUUUGAGUUAGCUCAGUGGUCUUUCAGGAAGUGGAGGUACCACCAGUUCACCUCCCUCCGCGACCAGCUGUGGGGAAGCGCCGUCUACCUGAAGGAGGCCAACGCCAUCAGUGUGGAGCUAAAGAAGAAAGUCCAGUUCCAGUUUGUCUUGCUGACAGACACUCUGUACUCUCCGCUGCCCCCUGAGCUCGUGUCUCCAGAGCCGGAGAAAGAGCGCGACGCCCGGCCUUUCCCCCGCACCGUGGUGGCCGUAGAGGUUCAGGACCUGAAGAACGGAGCCACACACUACUGGUCCCUCGAAAAACUCAAGCAGAGGCUGGAGCAGAUGAGGGAGAUGUACGACCGCGCUGGAGAAAUGGCCUCCACCAACCAGGAGGACGGAGAGGGCUCUCUGACAGGAAAUGAUCCCUUCUAUGAUCGCUUCCAUUGGUUUAAACUGGUUGGGAGCUCCCCGAUCUUCAACGGUUGUGUAAAUGAGCGCCUGGCCGACCGCACGCCCUCUCCGACCUUCUCCACCACGGACUCGGAGAUCACCGAGCUGGCGGACGAGCGUCAGAGCGAGAUGUCCGACCUGAUGGACGACGAGGCCUUUGUGGACGACACCAGCUCAGAUGCCGGCACCGAGGAGGGCUCGGACAUCUUCAGCGACGGCCAGGACCCCUUCUAUGACCGCUCCCCCUGGUUCAUCCUGGUGGGAAGAGCUUUCGUGUACCUGAGCAACCUGCUGUACCCUGUGCCACUGGUGCACCGUGUUGCCAUAGUAACAGAGAAGGGCGAGGUGCGUGGUUUCCUGCGUGUGGGGGUCCAGGCUAUAGCUGCUGACGAGGAGGCCCCAGACUACGGGUCAGGAGUUAGACAGUCAGGAACCGCCAAGAUUUCCUUUGAUGACGAGUACUUCAAAAAGAAUGACUUUUCCUCCGCGGUGAUGACCCACUCCGGCCUGUCCCUGGAAGAGCUGCGCAUUGUGGAGGGUCAGGGCCAGAGUUCAGAGGCCACCACACCCUCAGAGGAGCUCAACAGAAUCAAUGACAUGGAUCUCAAGCUGGGUGGCAUGGCUGACCCCAAGCUGAGCUGUGGUGAGGGUCUGGCGGGCCAGCUGGAGGUGGGCAGCAUCUUUACCUUCCGAGUCACGGUGCUCCAGGCCAGCGGCGUCCCACCGGAGUACGCAGACAUCUUCUGCCAGUUCAAUUUCCUGCACCGUCAUGAUGAGGCUUUUUCCACUGAGCCUCUGAAGAACACCGGCAAAGGGGCUCCUCUGGGCUUUUACCACGUCCAGAACGUUUCUGUGGAGGUAACGGAGUCCUUCAUCGAGUACAUAAAGACCAAGCCCAUCGUGUUCGAGGUGUUCGGCCACUACCAGCAGCACCCGCUGCACCUUCAUGGCCAGGAGCUCAUCAGUCCUCCAACACAGUCAAGGAAGUACUACCCUAUUCCCAUGCCUCUCUCUAGACCAGUUCCAGCCACCAAGUUGAACACCAUCACCAAGUCCAACCUGGGUCAGUGUGUCAGCAAAUAUGACCUGCUGGUCUGGUUUGAGAUCAGCGAGCUGGAGCCCACCGGAGAGUACAUCCCGGCUGUAGUGGAUCACAGCGGAGGACUGCCAUGCAACGGCACCUACCUGCUGCACCAGGGGAUCCAGCGCAGGAUCACGGUGACUCUCAUCCAUGAGAAGGGGAGCGAGCUCCACUGGAAGGACGUGCGUGAGCUGGUCGUGGGUCGUAUCAGGAGCAAGGCUGAGGUGGACGACAGCGCUGCUGAUGCUGUCCUGUCCCUCAACAUUAUCUCUGCCAAAAACAUCAAGUCAUCUCACAACUCCAACAGGUAUCUGAGAUUCACUCAAAUUGUACAAACAUGACACGUUUUAAACCCAUCAUAUUUUUUAGGUACUACUGUAAGUACAGGAAGAAAAUCAAACAUACUCUCUGUCUCCUCUUCACAGCUGGACCACUGCAUCCAGCCUGCUAUUAUUACCAAAGACAUCUGCAUGGUCUUCUACUCAAGAGACGCAAAGAUCUCCCCCCCACGUUCCCUCAGGAACCUCUUCGGGAGUGGAUACUCCAAAACCCCUGACUGCAAUCGCGUCACUGGCAUCUACGAGCUGAGCUUGUGUAAGAUGUCCGACACAGGCAGCCCAGGGAUGCAGCGGAGGAGGAGGAAGAUCCUGGACACAUCGGUGGCCUACGUGCGUGGAGAGGAGAACCUGGCUGGCUGGAGGCCCAGAGGAGACAGCCUCAUCCUGGAGCACCAAUGGGAGCUGGAGAAAAUGGAGCAGCUGCAUGAGGUGGAGAAGACCCGUCACCUGCUCCUGCUGAGGGAGAGGCUGGGAGACGAUGCUCCGGUAGGAACAGCCCCCCCCACCAAGUCCCUGAGCGAGCUGCUGUCCCCCAGCAUGAGCACCGGCAGCCUGUCCACCUCCACCUCCAUCUCCUCGCAGAUCUCCAGCACCACCUUCGAGAGCGCCAUCACGCCCAGCGAGAGCAGCGGCUACGACUCGGCCGACAUUGAGAGCCUGGUGGAUCGUGAGAAGGAGCUGGCUACUAAGUGCUUGCGCCUCCUGACACAUAGCUUCAACAGUGAAUACAACCAAUUGGUCAACAGCAUUAGUGACUGCAAGCUGUCUGACAUCUCCCCAAUGGGACGGGACCCAUCAGUCCAGAGCUUCAGCAGCGCCACCCUCACCCCCUCCUCCACCUGCCCCUCUCUGUCCGACUCACGCUGUGGAUCCAUGGACCAGAAGACCCCAGAGAACAGCUCCCGUGCCUCCAGUCCCUCCUGCUCGGACUAUGAAAACUUCCCCAUGGUUCCCAGUCCGGAGACGUCCUACCUAGCACGCGCUGGAAAGAAAGAGUUCCUCAACUUGGUGCCUGAUAUUGAAGAAAUGAGGCCAGGAUCUGUAGUUUCCAAAAAAGGUUUCCUAAGCUUCAUGGAGCCGCGCUCCAACUCGUGGGUGAAGCACUUUGUGGUUGUGCGCCGCCCCUAUGUCUUCAUCUACAACAGCGACAAGGACCCGGUGGAGCGGGGGGUCCUCAACCUCUCCACAGCUCAGGUGGAGUACAGUGAAGACCAGCAGGCCAUGCUCAAGACUCCCAACACAUUUGCUGUGUGCACAAAACACAGAGGAAUCCUCCUGCAGGCCAACAACGAGAAAGACAUGAACGACUGGCUGUACGCUUUUAACCCCCUGCUGGCAGGAACAAUAAGAUCUAAGCUGGCGAGGAGGCGCGGCGGCCCGAUUAAGAACUGAGUGGGUCGAGCGGCACUCAGAAAAACAACGGCUUCCUCUCUUUCUGGAAAGCCUUUUGAACAAACCGAGUGUUAACACUUAUUAAUCAUUGUGAUUCUUGACAGUUUUCUCUUGUAAGUAGACUUGUGGCUUGAGUCUCCUUUCAUGCGACUAAAAGUUUCAGUUCCAGAUACAUUUGCCUCCCCCGCUCCCUCCCACAUCCCUAUGCCAACUUAGCCUUCCUCCUCUCUAUUGCUCUCCCCCUGCUCCUCCGCUUUUUGUGUUUUUGUUUUUAAAACAAUGUUUGGGUCUAAUUUGAUUUGCUUUGUUGUCACUCCCUAACUCCCUAACUAGUAGCAUGUUGUAAUAGUCUACUUCUGUGUGCACGAUUCUUCAGAAACUGUUCUUUCUGGACACUAAUUUUCAGUUUGCCAAUCAUCUGUAAAGAAAUUGUCUAUAUCAAUGUUAUCUGUCUCCACAGAAGAGUUUAACUAUUUUUUUUUAUUAAUAUGCCCGCAUGAUAACUGCAGCAGUCCUCAGGAGAAAACCAGUUUUGCUUACCUAAAAUAAAUGUAAAUCAGAUAACUUAAAGUUUAAACCGUGAAAGGAAAAUAUACAAAUAUCUCCUAAAGUGGCGUAUCAGUUCACGUUCUGCUACAGAAGGCAAGGCUAAUUCAAGAUCUAUUGCUGCUAAUGAAUUCAUAGGUUUUUCUUCUCUUAAUGAGAUUUGCAAUAGGAUGCCCCCUGUAGCUCCCCUCUGCCGUCUACUAAACAACCUUUAGAAGCAAAAUGUCUGAAAAUUGUGUCUCAGCAAGACCUUAGGCAGCGCUGGGUUCCUACUGUCAUCCAUGUAAUAUAUAGACCCCGCCCAGUCCGUGCACAUUCACCAUCGCCAACCCCUAUAGUGCCGUCAGCCAGUGAUUUCUUACAAUCAUGCAUUUGUGUCAACAUCGAAAAUACACGCUAACAUGCAAACAUGUGUAAAGAACAUUUCAUAUCUCAGCAGUGAAAAUGUGACAAUGGAUUGUUCCUGCUUGGAGUAGAUAUUUGUCCCUGUCCUUUUGCUAUUUCAUCUCAAGAAACAGGUUUUGUAGAGGAGGAGGAAGACGGAUAGUACUCUAAAGUGAGAAUAUCAUUUGUACAUAACGUCUGUACUGGAAUCAGUGUGGUAGUUAACUCAAAUGUAAGACAUUCCUCUAGGCCUCCUUCCUUUCCUAGGAUGUUGAGAGUAUUUAGUUAACUGUACUUGUGAUACCGAAGACAAAAAAACACCUGGGGAAAAGCGAGUAAGAAAGAGAAUGAAGUUGCAAUGCUCUAGCCUUGAAGCCAGAAGAUAAGUGAUGAAGCUGCUAGCUCAUAGCCUGCAGGACAGAUAGUGAACGGUCCCAUGACUCCCCUCACUGUCAUGAUAGUGAAGUACUUACUGUUCAUCAGCACCACAGGUUACCACGUGUUCAUUUUAUAUUUGUGUUCUUGAAUUUAAACUCAUCUAACUCAUUGGGUUGACAUUUCUUUCCUAUUUUUAAAUUAUUAACAUUGUUUUUUUUCUAAUAUGCUUUUAACCAUUCCACAGUGAAGUUUUAUACGAGAUGUAACAGAGGGCAUUGAUUUCUUGAGUUGUAACCAGCUUUACUUGUGUUUAACCUUAUUUUGCACAUUAACACAUAUCUAUAGCAAGACAAGGGCAGAUCACACAUGUUGAGUCCAAGAUUAUUUCUGAGUAUCAGGAACACUGAUUAGAGCACAUAUCAAGGCUACACUGGAUAAAUAUUUAUGAGAAAGAAAGAAGUGAUAUUUAAAGGGACGACAUAUACACAAAGGUUUUAUUUCUGAUAUUGUUUGUGGAAAUAUUUGCUCUGUACAAAACAGCUGCUACAAUUGGCUCAAAAAUAAAGGGUGCCUCUGUCUCUUCAAGUGUGAUACAGCGAGGCAAUACAAACUCUGGCCAACCAACCAGUAGUAGCCCAGUGUAUAUUAUGUAAAGACAUUAGGGUUGAGUGGGAGGAAACAGAGGUAGUCAUCGCCUGUUACAAGUAUCAUUGGAAUUAUUAGGUACGUAUCUUCAAUUUUUUCUAAAGGAUAGAAAACAUUUUGCCUGCCCUCAGGUCGGCCAACCUGCCAGUCAGAGAAACAAAAAACUUUUGAAAUUGGAAAAAAAAAUGGUCUGUCUAGAAAAAUAAUAAUGAACAACCAUCUAUGCACUGAUCAGGCUUUAAGUGCAGCACAUUAACCUCAGCGUACUGUGAGAGAUAUCAACAUGAAGACCUGUCAGAGCAAACGGUUUCACUUUACUGACUAUUUUGCAGAGGUGUAUUAUUUUGGAUUGUGUAUUUAUUGUUUGCAAUGUAAAUAUUAGUUUGCAGCUCUUUGCACAUAUUAAUAAAAGGUUCAACUAACUGAUCAAAUAAAGACUGUGCAGUUUAGUUGUUCUACUGAGUGAACCAAAUGACGGUGGGGCAUCCUCUUCUGGUCUGAACUGGGAGAGCGUUGAAUGUACUAUGAAGUGUUUUUCCUGCGUUUGAAAAAAAAUAGAUGAAAAGAGAACUAAUUUGUUUCUCACUGCCUCUUUUUCAGAGGAGGUGAGUUACAUUACUGCUUCCUUUUUAUGAGAAAGUAGUUUGAUUGAAAGUUUGCUUUGGACUUUAAGAAUAUUUACUCCAGCCACUUGAAUUAUAACCAAAACAAGAGUGGUUUUAACUCCUUUUCAUUUUUUUCUAAUAUCAGGGAAUAUAAUACAAAGUAGCUCAUGACAUCUUAAAAGACAGUUUAGUAAUGUUGUGCUGGUGUCUUUCUUCACAACACAGUUUUUUUUUCUUUCUUCCGUUGAUGCCUUGCAAAACAAAACCACCCAUGAUAUUCUCCAUCUCCCCUCCUGACAUUAUAAUAUUAGUUUACUGCGUUCCCUCUGGAUUAGUUCACAAAAGAAAACGACAAACCACGACAUUAACACUGUACAUUAUUUGUUAGACUGGUUUCAUUUUCAUACUUAUUUUGUAAAUAUCCGUGUUGUAUGGAGCUUGAAUUCAAAUGUAAAUAUGUUUACUGUAUUUGUAAUAAUUAUAAUCCAUUCGCUGUAUAGCAUAGAUGUGUCAUGCAGAUAUCCUAAUUCUGUGUAUGGUAAUCUUGCACCAUUGAACUGUUUAGUGAAUGAGGCAACAAUAAAAGUGCAAACUGUGCAUUAGCAGAACAA